AUGAAAGGACCACUGGGAGGCAACUUGGUCUUGGCAUCAGUGCUUUCUUUGCUGUCUUAUGUGCCAUUUGAAAUCGUGGCCAAGGGAAGUUUAUUGGUCUGUGUCUUUCUCUUCAUUGCAGAUCCUUUUCCACCGCAUUCCCGGUUGGUCAGUUUGAUCUCCACGGUGGUGAUUGGCUUCUUGUCAAGGGCUCAUCGCAAUUGGCAAAUACAGCAGCUACUAGACGAAGACGCAGAAGAACAGGAAAUGGAACCGUCAUUGUCAAAUCAACAACAGCCAGCAGAUACACCCAGUCCCAGCACGGGAACCAACAACACUUCCAAGAAUGAACAAGAGGAAGAAGGAACUGAUGCGCCCGAGGUUUCCACAAGUAAUAAGAAAGAGAAUUAG
This is a messenger RNA of Seminavis robusta, 390 nucleotides long. Lineage: Eukaryota; Bacillariophyta; Bacillariophyceae; Naviculales; Naviculaceae. The record is from the annotation of a GenBank genome assembly.